AAUGAAAUGGCUUUUGUUGUCGUGUAAACUCGUGUUUUAAUUUUGUGCGAGAUAAAAUUACAAUGAAUUGAUAAAUACUAUUAUAAUAACUGUGCAAUAAUCUAAAUUAUUAAUACUGAUGGAUGCCGAUUUAUUGAUAGAUAGCAAGGAAUAUCUCUACGGUGAUGAUUUCCUAGAUGAGCUAACAAAGGAGUACCAAUGGUCAUCCCUCCUCGAUGCAGCUGAUGCGUCGCCCAGUGAGAUACUAGCCGAUGCAGCACCAAUCUUGGUGCCUCCAAUAUCUCCUAUACUUAGCGUGAAGUCAUGCCCUAACAGCAGUAGCUCGGAGUCUGGCAGUGAAGAUGAUUACAAAAACGGGUCCAGUUGUACCUCAGCCAGACAAUCUUCACAAUCCCCAUGUGAUUGGCUGUCCACUUUGGAAGAUGAGCCCUCAAAUAGUCUUAAAUUAGAAGAUGUUGAACUAUUUUUGCAGAAAUCUGUAUCACCUGAACAACCUCCAGCCAACAAUGUUGUGCCCAAUAUAUCACCUCCUGAAAGACAUGGCCCAGUAAUGGCCAUAGAAAAUGGUGUUAUAAAGGGUGUUAAAACAGAAAUUGAUGAUUGUGAUAUGAAACCAAUCCAAGGAAAUAAUUACAUACAAAAUGGUUAUUUCAAAGUAGUUAAUGAAAAUGUUACAAUAAACAAUCAUGUGAAAGAAGACAAACAUAAUGUAUUAAAUGAACAAAUUAAAUUGGUUGUGGAGCAAAAGAAAAUUCCUGCUAUACUUAAAAGAUCCAAUAUAUUGGUUAAAUCCAAGCCGUCAGCUGUUGUGAUACCUGCUGAAAGUACAAAGGGUGGGAAAAUUGCCAUAUCUCCGUUACCAAUGGCCAAUUUUAAUGGUGUUAAUAAUAGCAAUGGGUAUAAGGUUCAGUUGUCACCUCCAAGAAAUGGUGUGGUCUUGAGUCCGAAGCCAGUUGUGACAAACUAUGUGGCCCAAACUACAGCCGUUUUACAAAACACGAUGGUGCCUUCUCCUGAGGCUGAGGUGCCAAGUAGUCCACCUCCUAUAGAUAUGUCACAUUUAAGCGAAGCUGAAAUAAGAGCUAUCAAGAAACAGCAAAGAAUGAUAAAGAACAGAGAAUCUGCAUGUCAAUCGCGUCAAAAGAAAAAGGAAUACGUUACAGCUUUAGAACAGCAACUGUUGGAAGCGCAUCAAGAGAUCGCCAGGUUGCGACUUGAAAACAAGCUAUUGAGAGACCAAUUGGAUACCAAUGGCAAUGGGAGGAGUCGAAAGAUGCCUAGAGUGGACGCGUCAAUUUUGUUACCCAAAAAGAAUAUUGCUGUUAUCUUCGCAAUGGUGUUCAUGGUGUCAUUGAAUUUCAAUGUCAUAGGGUGGAACACGAAGCCGUUUGUCGGCCGGCCUGGGUCGGAGCCGCAUAAUUCAAGGCAUUUACUUUGGACGGAUACCGCAGAUGUCAAUGUGAGCUUAGAUGGAGACCAGAAUGCCACUUUCGGAAUAGACUGUCAAAAUUCAACCAUAGCGGCUACCGACUUCUCGAAUAUCAACCAUACAGAGAGCAUACGGAUAGCAGGCGAGCUUAACCGCUGGAUCGGUGGCGGAAAGACCCUGAAUUGGACCAAUGAUGCGGCACGGUCUAAACGCAGAGUUUAUCUAAAUAGGGAAAAAAUCAAUGGUGGAUUUCUGGAAACAUACAAAUUGUUCAAUAAGUUGAAUGAAGACAAUCUUGUCGAGUUCCCCAGUACAAAAGGACAAGCUAAAAAUAUGCGUGAAAAAUCCCGCCUUCGUAGGUUAAGACGAAACAAAGAGUUAGACUUUGAUGAAAGUGCUGUGAUAGAUUACGAAACUCUUUACAAACCUAGAAGGAAGUCGGUAGAUGACUUCAAUAUUGAUGAAUGGACUGAUUUGCUUCAAGCCCUGCAACGGAGGGAUGACACGUUUUAUGUGGUGGGGGUGGGUAAAGGAGAGCAUUUGUUACUGCCAGCCGUUUCGCAUAAUGUCACGAGGCCUCCAAGAAUGGCCCUGAUUCUUCCGGCAAGGACUGGCAAUGAUUCACUGAUGGCAGAUCACGUGACCUUAAUGCAAAUAGAUUGCUCAGUAGUCAAUACAACACUAGUUAAGUUAAAAUCAAAUGCACUGCCAGGAAGUUUGCGCAAGAAAGCCGAUGUCAAACCAUCCCUAGAUGCUCAAGAAAACACCCGUAAUGAGGUUAAAAAAGGUAUCAACGAUUCUUUCGACGUAAAUCUGAUGGAUUCUCUAAAGAACUCUAGCGACAACCUUUCAAAGUUCCCAGUUAUCGUUAAAAAACAAUAUGCGCCUAAAGAAAAUGCCUUACCAAAGGAUGACACAUUCAGUCAGUAUUUAUUUUCCAAAUAUGAAGAAUCUAAAAAAGAGAAUACCAAUACCAUAAAACACACUAAAAGAAAAGUAUCAAAUGAAACAAUGCGAAUUAAAAAUGUAACUAAGGGCUCAAAAUAGUUUUUGAAAAUCUGGAAUCACUUCUGGAAACAAAUAUUGUGAUACCUUUUCAUUCCUUGCACACUUUUAAAUCCCAUUUUGAAAUAAUUGAUAAACAGAUAAAUGUGAAAAGUGAAAACUAACGUGGUACUGUUACUGAUUGGUUUAUAUCUUGUU
This is a messenger RNA of Ostrinia furnacalis (Asian corn borer), 2632 nucleotides long. RefSeq names its product bZIP_ATF6 domain-containing protein ATf6 (gene Atf6). Gene Ontology annotation, biological process: endoplasmic reticulum unfolded protein response; regulation of transcription by RNA polymerase II. Lineage: Eukaryota; Metazoa; Arthropoda; Insecta; Lepidoptera; Crambidae. Gene Ontology annotation, cellular component: nucleus. The coding region runs from base 119 to 2476 and encodes 785 amino acids. Gene Ontology annotation, molecular function: RNA polymerase II cis-regulatory region sequence-specific DNA binding; DNA-binding transcription factor activity, RNA polymerase II-specific. The record is from RefSeq and is a predicted model, not a curated record. The transcript is spliced from 13 exons.